Oryza brachyantha (malo sina) is the source of this 333-nucleotide messenger RNA. RefSeq names its product small ubiquitin-related modifier 1-like. The record is from RefSeq and is a predicted model, not a curated record. The coding region runs from base 1 to 333 and encodes 110 amino acids. Gene Ontology annotation, cellular component: nucleus. The transcript has a single exon. NCBI's taxonomy places the organism in Eukaryota, Viridiplantae, Streptophyta, Magnoliopsida, Poales, Poaceae. Gene Ontology annotation, biological process: protein sumoylation. Gene Ontology annotation, molecular function: protein tag activity; ubiquitin-like protein ligase binding.
AUGAGGCGCUCCGGCGGCACGGUGGCAGUGAAGGUGGAGAAGGCGGACGACGGCAAGACGCCGGCGGCGGGGGAGUUCGUGACGCUGAAGGUGCAGGACACCGACGGCCGCGUGGUGUACCGCACCAUGCGUCGGACCGACCAGCUGCAGGGCCUGAUGGACUUCUACUACGACCGCGUGCAGGAGUGGGUCGCGACCGGCACCGGCCGGUUCCUGUACGACGGCCGCCGGCUGCGCGGCUGGCAGACGCCGGCGGAGCUCCUGAUGGAGGACGGCGACGAGGUCGACUUCUUCGUCGAGCUGAUCGGCGGCGCCGGCGGACAUGCUGUUUAG